Penicillium subrubescens is the source of this 1446-nucleotide messenger RNA. RefSeq names its product putative endoglucanase. The record is from RefSeq and is a predicted model, not a curated record. Lineage: Eukaryota; Fungi; Ascomycota; Eurotiomycetes; Eurotiales; Aspergillaceae. Gene Ontology annotation, biological process: carbohydrate metabolic process. The transcript has a single exon. Gene Ontology annotation, cellular component: extracellular region. Gene Ontology annotation, molecular function: cellulose binding; hydrolase activity, hydrolyzing O-glycosyl compounds. Bases 1 to 1446 code for a protein of 481 amino acids.
AUGUCGUCCACCAGGAUGAGCAUUGCCGCGGUCGGGUUGGCCCUUUUGCCUCUCAUCCAAGCGCAACAGCCAGCCACAUCAGAUCCUGGAAAUCUUCCACUCACCACCUGGAAGUGCUCCACAGCCGGCGGGUGUGUUGCGCAGGACACUUCGGUCGUCUUGGACUGGGGAUACCGAUGGAUCCACACCGUUGGCGGCGAUCAAUCAUGCACGACUUCCUCUGGUGUCAACACAACCCUGUGCCCCGAUGAAGCAACCUGUGCCAAGAACUGUGUCAUUGAAGCAGCCAACUAUACCUCCGCUGGUGUGACUGCGUCUGGGGGCACGCUGACCCUGAACCAGUACGUUCAGAGCAAUGGUGCAUACAGCAAUGCUUCUCCACGACUUUACCUCCUCGGUUCGGAUGGGGACUACGUGAUGAUGCAGCUCCUCGGUGGUGAAUUGAGCUUCGACGUCGAUAUGUCUACUCUGCCCUGCGGUGAGAAUGGUGCUCUUUACCUCUCCGAGAUGAGUGCCACCGGCGGAAGGAAUGAAUAUAACACAGGUGGCGCUAAGUAUGGCUCGGGAUACUGCGAUGCACAAUGCCCGGUCCAAACCUGGAAGAAUGGCACGCUGAACACCAGUAACCAGGGAUACUGCUGUAAUGAGAUGGAUAUCCUCGAGGCGAACUCCAUGGCCAACUCCUACACUCCCCAUCCCUGCAGCGCCACCGACUGCGACAAGGGCGGCUGUGGUUUCAACCCUUACGCACAGGGUCUGCCCAACUACUGGGCGCCGGGUGGUACCGUCGACACUUCUAAGCCGUUCACCAUCACUACCCAGUUCAUCACGAACGAUGGCACUAAGACCGGUACCCUGACUGAGAUCCGACGACAGUACAUCCAGAACGGCAAGGUCAUUGCGAACGCGAAAUCUUCCUCCGGUCUGGAUUCUAUCACUCAAUCGUGGUGCGAGUCUUCUGAUAGUUCUGCGGCCACUUUCGGCGGCUUGACCACCAUGGGCCAGGCGCUCGGCCGGGGAAUGGUCUUGAUCUUCAGCAUCUGGAACGAUAACAGCGGGUUCAUGAAUUGGCUCGACAGUGGAAGCAGCGGCCCAUGCAGCAGCACUGCAGGCAACCCUGCCAAUAUCCUCGCACAAAACCCUACAACUCACGUUGUAUUUUCCAAUAUCCGUUGGGGAGAUAUUGGCUCGACUUUCACCAACCCUGGAGGCUCUAGCUCUAGCUCUAGCUCGAUCACUUCCAAGGUUACCAGCACCACAACCACCAAAGCAACCAGCACCACAACCACCAAGACCACAACCACCAAGGCCACAACCACCACAGCAGCCGGAGCAACUCAGACUCACUGGGGUCAGUGUGGAGGACAGGGCUGGACUGGCCCGACCGCUUGCGCGUCCGGAACUACAUGCCAGACGCAGAAUCCUUGGUACUCCCAGUGCUUGUAG